Suillus paluster is the source of this 931-nucleotide messenger RNA. RefSeq lists its product as uncharacterized. The record is from RefSeq and is a predicted model, not a curated record. The coding region runs from base 10 to 648 and encodes 212 amino acids. The transcript is spliced from 2 exons. NCBI's taxonomy places the organism in Eukaryota, Fungi, Basidiomycota, Agaricomycetes, Boletales, Suillaceae.
UUCUCCACAAUGAUCCUUACAGUCGUUGAGAGCGUGCAACAGGCUGGCGAGGGAACACAGUUCACCACUGUGAACGGACUUAUUCGGACUGGCAUUGCUACCAUUAUGGUCCUCGAAUACUCCGCCUUCCUCGAGCAUGACAAUAAACUGGAGUUCAUCAAGUCUGCUGUAAACUAUUACAUGAAAUCUCCUAUGGCUGUCACUGUGGAGAAAGUCGUGACGGAAAUUAGUGAUCGGGGCUUCAAGAAAGUGCCUGAGGAGCACACGAAAGAGCCUCAGAAGUGGAAGAAGAUUUUCAAGUGGACUCGGAAACUCAUGCCGAAAACUCAAGUCGCGCCGGAAACUCAAGUCGCACCGGAAACUCAAGUCGCGCUGGAAACUCAAGUCUUGACGGAAAUUCAAGUCGCGACGGAAAUUACUGUUCGAGGCUACGAGAAAGAGGAGUUGAAGGAGAAGAUCCUCGAGUUCAUCCUUCAAAAUCGCAUGUGUACGUCCCUCGCUUCUUUGAACCUGGAACUCGAAGUUUACCAGCAGUGCAGCAAAGGACUUGAUCGCAAACCUGAAGAAGUAGACCGUGACAAUCGGGCCAAGUUUCCUGCUUUCGAUGCUUCUGUUGUGUACGAUAUCGAGCACACCUUCAACUGCUGAGAGGUGUAGACUGCUUUUUUUUGCUUUCAGAGUUUCGAUGCUCCUUCCCAUGCUAUCAUGAUGUAAUACUAUACCGACACUUCAGCUUCAACUGCUGAGCAUUGCAGACUGUGUGGGGUUUCAACACCCUUUUCUCGAAUCGCAUUCUAUCGUGUUUUGUUUUGUACAAUGUAGACUCGCGCUCGUCAAGUGAUCACGGUUCAUUCUUCCUUUUAGGAGCGACAAGACUAAACUUGAGCAUAGGUUGAGUAUUCUUCGACGCUAAAUCGGACCGGCAUGACGA